Leucoraja erinaceus (little skate) is the source of this 1029-nucleotide messenger RNA. Its product is annotated as transmembrane protein 205-like. The transcript is spliced from 4 exons. NCBI's taxonomy places the organism in Eukaryota, Metazoa, Chordata, Chondrichthyes, Rajiformes, Rajidae. The record is from RefSeq and is a predicted model, not a curated record. Bases 143 to 709 code for a protein of 188 amino acids.
CCCCGCCCUCCGCCCUCUGAUUGGCUGAGCCCGCGGGAAUACGCGUCAUACCUCGACUUGAUUGGUCGGCUGGCCUGUCCGUCAGCGGCGGCAGGAGCAGAGCGGGCCUGCGCUCCAGGCCAGGGUCUAACCAGCCUGCAGAAUGCCAACAGAAGGAGAUCCUACUAGCCUGGUCAAAGCCACCCACCUGAUCAUACUGUCCACAACAUGGGGCAUGCAGAUAUGGAUGUCCUUUGUCUCAGGUUUUGUUCUGAUUAACACCAUCAGCAGGCACACAUUCGGCCUGGUGCAGAGCAGCCUGUUUCCCUACUAUCUCUACACAGUUCUGGGAGGAUCCUUCAUUAAUCUGUCUCUUUAUGCCCUCUAUCACCCGCAGCAGUUACUCAACAAGGCCGAAACUGUACAGAUCGCAUCACUGUUUGUGUGCGUGAUCUUCUCUGGUCUCAACGCCCAAUGGUUCGGGCAGACCACAGCUGAGGUUAUGGUCAAGAAGCAUAAGAUCGAGCGGGAGCACGGCCUCGGAGACGAGGUGGGGUUUGGCACCAACAUCGAGGGCUACAAGAAGCUGCUUAAGAGCGACGCCAAGUACAGGAGGCUCAGCUCAAGAUUUAAGAAGUACCACGCCAUCAGCAUGGUGUGCAACCUCAUCUGUGUGUUCUGCAAUGGGGUGAAUCUCCUCUACACUGCAGGCAACCUGAAGACUAUCUAAACACCUUCUUCCUUGCCAGUUUCUCCCUGGGGAUUGAAGGUCUCUCUGGGGAUCACAAUCUCUACUUAUCUCAACUUUGAUCCCAAUCUUCUAAAACUUACCAAACACCAGCCAUCGGGAGGGAAGAGCUGCAGUUCUGAAAGGUUUGUUUGUGUGAGGCAACACCCAACACACAGUGCAAAUCAAAGAGGUGCCAGUCCACUUAUCUGUUGUAAACGCCCUGUCUGGAUGCAUAGCUAACUCUUGUUCCUUCUGUGAGUCUACAGCACUAAAGCCUCUUGAUAUUGUAUUAAAUUGUCAGCCUGCUUUUGUGACAUGAA